Messenger RNA from Oncorhynchus tshawytscha (Chinook salmon), 2676 nucleotides. It is a transcript of the gene prmt3, whose product is annotated as protein arginine methyltransferase 3. The record is from RefSeq and is a predicted model, not a curated record. NCBI's taxonomy places the organism in Eukaryota, Metazoa, Chordata, Actinopteri, Salmoniformes, Salmonidae. Gene Ontology annotation, biological process: peptidyl-arginine methylation. The transcript is spliced from 16 exons. Gene Ontology annotation, molecular function: protein-arginine N-methyltransferase activity. Gene Ontology annotation, cellular component: nucleus. Bases 775 to 2364 code for a protein of 529 amino acids.
GAUUUUGUCAUGAGUUGCUGACCUUUAGUCAAGCUGGCACCUCUAUGGGGUAAUGCUUUGUGUUAAUUAUUUGCAUGUGGAAAGCAAUGCCGAGACAAAUGGAGGAGGAAUGGAGGGGAAAAAAUAGGGAGAAGAGGUCUAAGAGAGUGAGGGAAGAAGAGGGUGCGCUUGAGUCAGAUAAAAUUGUGGGAAAAAAGGGAGAUGGUUUGUCAAAGAAGAAUGGUAGAAAGUAAGCAGAGGGAGCUGAAGACAGGAGGAGAAAUGAAAGUGAAUGAGGGUGAAGUAUCAGAGGUGGUAAGUGUGGUAAAGUCAUCGAAGACCGAAUGUAUGCACCGAGGAUCAGGAUGAAGAAGAGUCUGUGACAGUAGGAGGGAAGUUUAUGUAAAAAGUGGACCCUUGCAUCUUGGCUGAUCCAUUUGUGGUUUCAUGGUGGGUGAAAAAAUAGUUGGGUCAUGUGGAUUCGGUGAGGGUAAGUUAAUUUAAUUUAAUUAGUGGAGUAGGGGGGUGUUUAUUUUAUUUUAAUAAUUUUGAAAUUAGUGAGUAUAGUGUUAGAUAGUAGGGUAUUUAUUUAGUACAUUUUUCUUUUUCAGUUAAAGUUUAAGGGAGUUGUACUCCAGUCUAGUAGGUGGCAGUAAUACAACAAAUUGGAUGCCAACCGCCGUUAAACAUCAUAGAAGAAGAAAGUUGUUGAUCCCCUAGUGACCACUGUCUGUAACUACACGUUGGAACUAGACCCGGAAGCAGCGUGUACACUGCUGAAACCAAGGAGACGGCAUGGCGGAAUACACAGAUCACGACGGUGGGGCAGGGGACGAUGUGCCCGAUCUCUCAGACAGUGAUGAUAAUGAGGAACAGUGGCAGUGGAUGGAGGCCAAUGACAACAACGUUCAAGUUACUUGCUUAUUCUGUGACAAGAUGUCAAAUUCUGGACCAGAAACACUACAACACUGCCUAGUGGAGCAUCAAGUCGACCUUGUAGAAGUGGUUAAGAAACACAAAUUAGAUGACUAUGGCUACAUCAAGAUGAUAAACUACAUACGAACAGAGAAGUGCAGUGGGCAGAGCUUGUCUACGCUGCCUGAGUGUUCUAUUCCCUGGGAGAGUGAUGAGUACAUGAGGCCAGCUUUACAGGAUGACCCCUUACUGCAGAUAGAUCUGGAAGAACUGUGUGAGGGGAAGGGGAUUUUGGCUGGUCCCUCUACUGGGGGCCAGUGUGAAGCCAGCCGCUCCUCUGAUGCUCUUCUGCAGAGGGCCCUGGCUGCAGAGGAGAGGGCCCAGCGCACAGAGGAGGCCCUGGCCAGAGCCAUGGACGACCUACACAAACUCAAGUUGCUGGCCCAGGGUCUAGUAUUGAAUGCGGAUGUGGGUCGGGGCACCGGGUCCUUGGGCGCCGUGGCUGAGCUCCGGGAGGACGAGGACGAGGCCUACUUCAGCUCAUAUGGCCACUACAGCAUCCAUGAGGAGAUGCUUAAGGAUAAAGUGCGCACAGAAAGCUACAGGGACUUCAUGUACCUCAACCCGGAAGUGUUCAAGGACAAGGUGGUGCUAGAUGUGGGCUGUGGGACGGGCAUCCUUUCUAUGUUCGCCGCCAGAGCGGGAGCCAAGAUGGUCAUUGGGGUGGACCAAUCAGAAAUCAUCUACCAGGCCAUGGACAUUGUCAGGUCGAACCAGCUGCAGGACAGGGUCACUCUGAUAAAGGGCAGGAUAGAGGAAGUCAAACUGCCCGUUGAGAAGGUGGACAUCAUCAUCUCAGAAUGGAUGGGUUACUUCCUGCUGUUUGAGUCAAUGCUGGAUUCGGUUCUCUAUGCCAGAGACCUCUACCUGGCCGAGGGGGGCUCAGUCUACCCUGAUCGUUGCACCAUCAGCCUGGCGGCAGUGGGCGACACGGAGAAGCACCAGGACCGCAUUGCAUUCUGGGAUGACGUAUACGGGUUCAAGAUGGCGUGCAUGAAGAGGGCCGUGGUGCCAGAGGCCGUGGUGCAGGUCCUCAAACCAGACACACUCAUCUCUCAACCUGCAGUCAUACAGGGGAUCGAUUGUAACGCAGUGUCUCUCUCUGAGCUGGAGUUUGCAUCAGACUUCUGCCUAAAGAUAACAGACAGCACGGACUGCACGGCCAUCGUGGGCUACUUUGACAUUUUCUUCGACAGAGACUGCGGCAACAAGGUGAUGUUCUCCACGGGACCACAGGUCACCAAGACGCAUUGGAAGCAGACAGUAUUCCUGCUAGAAAAUCCCAUCCCUGUACAAGCAGGGGAGGAGCUUCAGGGACGGAUCACCAUACGCAAAAACAAAAAGGACCCCCGCUCGCUGUUCAUCACCUUUGACCUCCAUGACAUGAAGCAGACCUACAGCCUGCAGUGAGUUCACUGAUCACAUGACUACGAUCAUCAAUAGUGUGGCUGAACUGAAAUAUUCCCCAGACUUUGCCAAAACAAUUAGUAUUAUUAUGGUUGUUAUUAUGAAAUGUUUAACUCUUAUGGAAUCAGAAACAGCUUAUCUUCAUAUGGAGCAGUAAAUGUAGAUAAUAUAGGGAUUCGUUUAAAAAAAAAAUGAAAGUUAGACUGACAGAGUGGUGAGACAGGGAGAGUAUGAAGUGUGCUUGAACAACAAGCUGUGGAGUUCACUGCAUUUUUAAUGCCAUACCUGUUAAUAAACACAUUCCCUCAUACAGAA